Gloeophyllum trabeum ATCC 11539 is the source of this 1685-nucleotide messenger RNA. RefSeq lists its product as uncharacterized. Gene Ontology annotation, cellular component: P-body; PAN complex. The record is from RefSeq and is a predicted model, not a curated record. Bases 163 to 1626 code for a protein of 487 amino acids. Lineage: Eukaryota; Fungi; Basidiomycota; Agaricomycetes; Gloeophyllales; Gloeophyllaceae. The transcript is spliced from 12 exons. Gene Ontology annotation, biological process: nuclear-transcribed mRNA poly(A) tail shortening; mRNA processing; protein phosphorylation. Gene Ontology annotation, molecular function: poly(A) binding; protein kinase activity; ATP binding.
CCGCCACAAGAAUCGGAGCAGCAGGCUGAGUCCGAGAUACCUGCACCCGCCUCCUCAUCCACUGUAUCCUAUGAUGAUUAUACCGAGAACGACCCGUACGAUCCUUACUCUUACUCUGCCGGUGGAAAUGGAGACGCUUCUGUGGACCAGCUAGCAGCCCAAAUGCAGGCGAUCGACACCAGUAUGUAUGACAUGACUGGGGAUCACCAGCAGAUGGGGUUAUCUACCGAUUACGACUCCAUGAACGCGUACUACCCCCACUCGCAGCCUACCUUCGUUCAGCAGCCAUUGAACUAUCACUUGUACACUCGGCCACUGCCCUCGUUAUUCACUCGCAACUACUUCAUACCAGACGACAUACGGGAAGAGCUGCAGCGCCGCUCGGAGAUCAUCCGUACAGCGCCUAUGCCGGGACUCAAUCUUCCGGAGGAACUGCAAGGGUACCACACCCUGGUGCCCUUGGAACCUACUGUCGGCGAACGGCGUAAAUUUGGCAACUGGUCUUCGAUCGUUUAUAGAGCUAUCAGCGAGAAGGACGGCGUUCCUUACACUCUUCGAAGGAUGGAGAGAUAUGGGCUGUCGCACGUUAACGCGUUCGCUGCUGUCGAGACAUGGAACAAGAUCCGACAUCCGAAUAUCGUGUCCGUGAGGGAAGCUUUCACUACCCGGGCCUUCAGCGAUAACUCGCUGGUUGUUGUCUACGACUACCAUGCAAAUGCCCAAACACUGUAUGAUGUGUACGUCAAACCUAAAGCGCCGUCAUUCGUCGGCGGCCGUCUGCAAGCGCAGGCGCAGCUGCUCCCGGAACGCACGCUCUGGUCGUACAUCGUACAGAUUGCCUCUGCCAUCCGCGCCGUGCACGACCGGGGUAUCGCCGUCCGCACGCUUGACGUGACGAAGGUCCUGGUCACCGACAAGAACAGAGUGCGGCUGGGCUCCUGCGGUAUCGUCGACGCGCUGACAUGGGAGGCGCCGAGCGAGAUAAUGCCAGUGUUCCAGGUGGAGGACCUCCAUAAGCUCGGCGCGCUCAUUGUCACGCUGUGCUGCCAGAACGUCGCCGCCGCGAAUACGAACAACUUGGCGAAGGCCCUCGACACGAUUGGGCGGACGUACUCGAACGACGUCAAGCAGGUGGUCAGGUGGCUGUACUCGACGCCCGGGCCGCAUAAGACUAUUGGGCAGUUCUUCCAGGAUAUGUUGGGCAGCAGGGUUAUUGCCGAGAUGGAGGAGGCGCAGAACUCCGUGGAUCGUCUUCAGGCGGAGCUGAUGAGUGAGCUGGAGAACGCGCGAUUGGUCCGGCUUCUGUCUAAACUGGGAUUUAUCAACGAGCGACCUGAGUUCGCCCGUGAACCACGAUGGUCGGAGACUGGUGACAGGUACAUCAUCAAGCUCUUUAGGGACUACGUCUUCCACCAGGUCGAUGAAAAUGGCAACCCUGUGAUAAACCUGUCACAUGUUCUGACUUGCUUGAACAAGCUAGACGCCGGUACGGAGGAGAAGAUCAUGCUUAUCUCCCGGGAUGAGCAGAGUUGUCUGGUGGUCAGCUAUAAGGACAUCAAGGGCUUCAUCGAGACAGCUUUCAGUGAUCUGGCGGCUGCUGCGACGUCGUCCUCGGGGCGCCUUUGAAGUGGCUAUUUUACUUGGAUUAAAAUAGGUAGAAUCAGAAAAAGACGUAGAAAAUCUUG